Messenger RNA from Penicillium manginii, 1191 nucleotides. RefSeq names its product arrestin C-terminal domain-containing protein. Gene Ontology annotation, cellular component: division septum. Bases 1 to 1191 code for a protein of 396 amino acids. Lineage: Eukaryota; Fungi; Ascomycota; Eurotiomycetes; Eurotiales; Aspergillaceae. The transcript has 4 exons. Gene Ontology annotation, biological process: division septum assembly. The record is from RefSeq and is a predicted model, not a curated record.
AUGGCCGCCUUCGUGCGCGUUUCAGGUCCGGCAAAUGGCAAUUUUCUAAUCGGCUACCCGGGCAUCUCGGCUACUAUGCCUCGAGUCGAGGGUAAAGUCGAGAUCCGGCCCAGCGUCGGCAUAUCAGCUCCCUCACCAUCUCCCUUCUUCGUCGCGAAACCAUCCAUCCCUCGGCCGACUCCGUCACCAAAAAACGCCUUGCCCCCCCCUCGAAAGGAAGUCGCAGAUAUCGUCGGCAAAGAAAUGCUCUUAUUUCGAUGCCCCGCCGGCAAGGAGUUUGAAGAAGUCAUCGCUAUGGAUCUCCCAUUCGUCCUCUUCAUCCCAUUUGGUCGUGGGGGCCGCGAUGCCUCUCGGCGAGUACCUCCCGCAAGUCUACAGCUACCCAGUCGCACGGCCGAAACAUACUACGAAAUGGUGGUGAUGGUACAACAAGGCCAGUCAGAGCAACGGAAAUAUACAUUCCCCGUCCCCAUCGCUCGCUACGAUACACUAUCCACCUUCGGCAUGUAUAACCGCCCCGAGUCAGCAGAGCGGGUAUCAGAUCACCUGGUCACAUUGGCCAUCUCAUUACCCCGGUGGUCCUAUGGACCUCUCGAUCCUGUCAGCGUAUACGUCAAAUUAUCUCCGAACCAAGACUGGAUGGGCAAGGCCCGAAAAGUCACCAUCAACAAAAUCACCAUCGGUAUCGACGAAGAAAUCAUAUACAACCACGAAGGCGACGAGCCCCAACGCAAGAUUAAGACUCUCACCAAGAAAACCGAGGCGGUGGGGGUCCGAUUACCCCAGUCGGGAUACCUGACGAAUCUAGGCUUGGUAUUUCCCGCCAAGGACAUGCGGGACUCGGAGGGUAUCUUGCCGCGAAGUCGCGCAGCAUUUCCGAUGUAUGGCGUCAGCGGAUUCACCACUACGGCCAGCCUGUAUAAAAUCGAAUACUACCUCACAGUGCGGGCUCAUUUAACAUCCGCGAGAGAUAUCACCAUCCGACAACCGAUCGUCGUCUGCCCACUCGACCACGCAGGCUGCAAAGAAGAAAUGGAAGCCAUCGAACAAGCUGCGCGCGAUGCAGCCCACGUGAACCCAGACAAUCCAAUGCUUCCUCUGCCAGCAAUUGUACGACCGCACGACCUCAAUGCCCUCAAUUAUCUGGGCGUGGCUCUGGUUGGCAACCAAAAGAAACCACUGAUCGACUGA